AUGUAUUGUAGUUGUGGAGAGCUGAGUAAUGCUUGGCAAUUAUUUGAAGAAAAUCGUAGUAUAGUUGAUGUUGUUUCUUGGACUGCUUUGGUUACUGGGUAUUCAAAUUCCGGUCAUGUUGAUUUGGCACGUCAGUUUUUUGAUAAUAUGCUAUUUAGAAACUCAGUUUCAUGGAAUGCAAUGAUUUCUGGAUAUGCUCAGGGGGGUAUGAUUGAUGAAGCCCGGCAAAUGUUUGAUGAUAUGCCUGAACGAAGUGUGGCCUCAUGGAGCACAAUGAUUUCUGGUUAUUCACAAUGUGGGAUGUGCAAUGAGGCUUUGGAGCUCUUUGGAGAGAUGGUUCGACUUGGGAUCAAACCAAAUGAGCCUGCCCUUGUGAGUGCAGUAUCGGCCUGUGCACAACUUAGAGCAUUGGAACAGGGUGUGUGGUUACACGGGUAUAUAGAAGAACAAAGGUUUGAGGUUAAUGUCACCUUAGGCACAGCACUAGUGGACAUGUAUGGCAAGUGUGGAAGCAUUGAGAAUGCUCUCCAAGUUUUCAAUGAGAUGCCAGAGAAGAAUGUUCUUUCAUGGAACUCUAUGAUUGCUGGUUUAGCCUUGAAUGGAUGUGGAAAGCAAGCACUGACACUCUUCUGGCGGAUGCAGGUGGUAGGUCCUGUUCCAAAUGAUAUAACCUUCAUUAAUGUCCUUAGUGGAUGUAGCCAUUCUGGAUUGGUUGAUGAGGGCCGACGCGUUUUUCAUUUCAUGACUCAAGAAUACAAAAUCGAACCUCAACUAGAACACUAUGGUUGCAUGGUUGACCUAUUUGGAAGGGCUGGCCUCAUUAAGGAAGCUUUGGAUUUUGUGAAUGACAUGCCAGUUCAGCCACAUCCUGCCUUAUGGGGUGCCCUUGUUGGUGCUUGUAGAAUCCAUGGAAAUGUUGAGCUAGGUGAAGAACUGGGGAAACAUCUUAUUGAGUUGGAGCCACACCAUAGUGGUAGAUAUGCUCUAUUGUCUAACAUAUUUGCAGUGGCAAAAAGGUGGGAUGAUGUGGCAGUGGUUAGAAAACUGUUUAAAGAGAGAAGGGUGCUUAAGAACCCAGGGAACAGUGUAGUGGAAACAAGGUCACAAGUCGCAACAAACUAG
Telopea speciosissima is the source of this 1122-nucleotide messenger RNA. Its product is annotated as pentatricopeptide repeat-containing protein At5g66520-like. NCBI's taxonomy places the organism in Eukaryota, Viridiplantae, Streptophyta, Magnoliopsida, Proteales, Proteaceae. Gene Ontology annotation, molecular function: protein binding; RNA binding. Bases 1 to 1122 code for a protein of 373 amino acids. The transcript has a single exon. Gene Ontology annotation, biological process: RNA modification. The record is from RefSeq and is a predicted model, not a curated record.